Salvia splendens (bonfire salvia) is the source of this 1400-nucleotide messenger RNA. Its product is annotated as dof zinc finger protein 1. The record is from RefSeq and is a predicted model, not a curated record. Bases 115 to 858 code for a protein of 247 amino acids. Gene Ontology annotation, biological process: regulation of DNA-templated transcription. Lineage: Eukaryota; Viridiplantae; Streptophyta; Magnoliopsida; Lamiales; Lamiaceae. Gene Ontology annotation, molecular function: DNA-binding transcription factor activity; DNA binding. The transcript has 2 exons.
UUCAGACAUUCGCUUUCCUGCUUUUUAAGCCACUUGCAUUUCAAUAAAGCUUAAAGCACCUGCCUUUUUUACUUCUUCACAUUAAUCUCUCUCUCCUUCCCUUCUCCACUUCCCAUGGAUACAUCCGCUGCUCAAUGGCCUCCUCAGCCUCAGGUGACUAAGCAGAUGGGUGGGUGCCCAAAGGAGAGGAAGAUGAGGCCACAGAAAGAAGAAGCAGUGAAGUGCCCUCGCUGCAACUCCACCAACACCAAAUUCUGCUACUACAACAACUACAGCCUCUCCCAGCCCAGAUACUUCUGCAAAACAUGCCGCCGCUACUGGACCGAAGGCGGCUCCCUCCGCAACAUCCCCGUCGGCGGCGGCUCCCGCAAGAACAAGCGCUCCUCUCCCUCUCUCCCCAAAAACCUCCCCGAUCCCCAAAACCCUAAUAACAAGAUCCUCGAUUCCCACGAUCUCAACCUCGGAUUCGCCCUCCACCACGAUUUCAAAUCCCUAACCGACAUGAUCCAAUUCCCCUCAUUCACCGUCGCCGCUUCUUCUCCGUCGUCGCCGCCGCGCCAGCAUCUCUCCUCCUCGCUGGAGCUGCUCACGGCGGCGACGUCGGGCGGUUUCAUGCCGGCGUCGGCGGAUCCAUACUCGUCGGGGUUUCCGAUGCCGGAGUUCAAGCCGUCGCUCAACUUCUCGCUGGAUGGGCUCGGGAGCGGCUAUGGAAGCUUCCAGGGGGUUCCCGAAGCAAAUGGGAAGCUUCUUUUUCCGUUUGAGGAUUUGAAGCAGGUGCCCAACAAUGCUGAUCAAACUCGAGAUGAUCAUAAUUCCAAUGGAUUUUGGAAUGGGGUUAUAGGCGGUGGAUCAUGGUAAAUUUUACUAAUUUUUUUACAUUUUUUUCUUUGUGGGGGUGGUGGGUGACUUUGUUUGUAUUGAUUUGGAAAAAAUGAAAAGUAAAAAACUGACUUAUAAGUAUGAUACUACUGGUACUACUAUAUAUGGAUAUUGUGUUCUUGGGUUAAUUAAUUAUACUACUACUACUACAUAGUAGUAUCUAUGGUGGUUGUGUAGUUAUUAUUAUUAUUAUUAUUAUUAUUGUUAUUAAUUAUCAAGGAUAUAUAUGUAUAUGUUGGAGUUAGAAGCUUGUUUUUAGAUAUGGCUUCAGGUAAGGGAGAUGGUGUAUAGUGAUAGAAGAAGAGAUUGGCCUUGAUUUUUGAAGGGCAAUUAAGCAGCAUCAUUGCUACUUUAUUCUUCUAUCAGCACAAGGAGAGCCACCAUGGAAUUAAGCCACAUUUUCUUUGCCUUUUCUAGUAUUAUGAUUUUGUAUAACUCAAGUUUUUAUUCAGCUUUUGUGAUGGAAGAUCUUGUCUUAGUUACUCUCUCUCUUUAAUUUCACAUAUCUUCAAUUUCUUCAA